This is a messenger RNA of Paramuricea clavata, 1549 nucleotides long. NCBI's taxonomy places the organism in Eukaryota, Metazoa, Cnidaria, Anthozoa, Malacalcyonacea, Plexauridae. The record is from the annotation of a GenBank genome assembly.
AUGCAAGCAGAGAACGCGAACGCAAAUAUGGUGUCAAAUAUGCAAGGCAAGCACAGUAAAAAUUUACAUAAAUAUUUUAUAGUAUUCAACGUGUGAUGCCAUGGGGUCCAAAAUAAAUUAAUAAAUCGCGAUUGAUUUAUUUAGGCGACGUGGAAACCUCUACCCCAUGUAAGCAAGAUAAUCGUGUGCCUCUGAUUUUGCCCUCAGUAUCUCCAGUUGUUGACAAAGGACAAAAUAUCUCUGACUCUAUGGAAGUAGAUCAACAUGAGGGAAUGAGUGGCAAUUUGGAGUGUGAUAUAUCACCCCACAAAAGGUAUAUAUACAUAUAUAUGUAUUAUAUAUUAUGUAAUAUUCUAUUGUUUGUUUAUCAAGGAUUAAGCUUUGAAAGUAUAUAAUUAUACUCAAUAAUUAAUUAUUUUCUAUUCAUCCAAUUCUAGUAUAAUUGAUCAAACUAAUACAUCCACAAAAAUGAAUGCAUCCUUAUUCACUGAUGAUGAAGGUGAAAGCACUGAUACUGCAGACAGCUCUGGUUUAAGGCUUUUAUAUAACAAUCAAUUUAUUUGCACAUGUGGGGGCAACUGAAAUACAGUUACUGAUACAUGACACAUGCUUUUAAUGUCCCUUUUGUUUGUAGUCGACAACAUGAUCUUUCACAGUCAGCCAUUGGAGACCUGAAUGCUGAUAGAGAACUGGGAGAAUAUGAUUCAGAAGAUAGUGGGUAAGAUAAAUAUAGAAAUGUCUUAGUUAAGCUAUUUCAUUAACAGUAAUUUUAUUUUAGUAAGUGUAAUCAGUUUGUUGUGUUAGAAACAACACUGUCUGUUUGUGUACUGCACAUUCUCAUACUGUGCAUGGUACCUGAUCUAGCUUAGGUGUUCUAGUCUAUUUACACUUUUUUUGUAUUGUCAUAUAAUUAUAUAGUUCAACUGACCCAACAAUGGAUCUGGAUGACAAUUCAGAUGAUGGAAUAUCUGGAGAGGACAUUUAGUGAGUUUUGGUAUUUCUUGUUCAUAUACAGUGGUCUGAAUUUUAAAUAUGGGUAUUGUAUGCUACCAUAGGCCGGUGGUGGUGGCUUAUUUGUUUGCCCUUUUUACUCUACGUAUUUACUCUACAAAUGUGUUUUACAUAUACAGUAUGCCAUUCAUGUCAAAUGACCAAACCAUAGGUUUUAUAAAAUCUAUUAAUUACCAUUAAAAUCUAUAAAUAUGGCCAUUGAAAUCUUCUUAACACCGGACAAUAUGUUUGCCAACACAUGUAUAGUGUAUGACGUAUAAUUCAUUCCAAUCCAUUAAGCUGCAAUGAUGCACCUUAAUGUGCCUAUAAUGCAACCUUUUUACUAUAUGCAUAGAGUAUUGUUUGAAAUACUGGGUAAAUUGAUAUAUCUGUUACUUAUUUUGCAAACAGUUCCAUUGAGUCUGAUGUUGAUGAUGAACAGAAAGAUCUGCCAAUGACAACAACAACAACAACAACAACAACAACAACAACACAACAACAACAACAACAACAACAAACCCACCACAAGUCCCAGAGGUUGCCAGUACCAGCAGCAUAA